Messenger RNA from Anastrepha ludens (Mexican fruit fly), 1159 nucleotides. RefSeq lists its product as uncharacterized. The transcript is spliced from 5 exons. The coding region runs from base 96 to 1013 and encodes 305 amino acids. The record is from RefSeq and is a predicted model, not a curated record. NCBI's taxonomy places the organism in Eukaryota, Metazoa, Arthropoda, Insecta, Diptera, Tephritidae.
UGAAAUCAGCAUUGACAGCGAACGCCAACAAAAUGAAAGAGUUUGCUUCAGAAUUUCAUUUGUACAUAACACCGAUUUAGGAAUUUUGAAGUGCCAUGCCUUUGGUUAAACUAAUUGGUCCCAAACCGACCGCUGCAGAUGCAACUGCAGAAGCCAUAGCAGCAUCGCAACGCAGAAGGUUAACUGUUCCUGAAGUAGCGCCUGAAACUCCAGAAAGAGCUUUACUACAGCGAUUUACAACCACAUCAGAAGAUUCAAACCUCCCAUUGAGGCUGCAAGUUCACGAAAUAGAGGAUGAUACGCCAGUAGGGGUACGCAUCUCGAGGAAGACACACGGUGCUUUUGUAGUUGAGGUGCAUGCGUAUGCACUUGGCUACUUACUUUUCGCUCUCGUACAAUGGACACUAAUAUAUGAAAUACAUGAAAUUGUCGAUUUUGUGGCUGCGCACUACUACCUGUCGCUGAUUCCGUUUAUGAUGAGCCUAGUAAUGCUGAUGUGCUUGCUAUUCUUCUAUGAUUCAAUUGUUCGAGCCUGGUAUGAAGUGCUAUAUUACGUGUAUACAGUAAUAAUGCUUCAGCUUGCCACCGUCGCUAUUGCAAUGCCGAUUGGCUUUUCCGAAUUUAUGCAUUUCGUGUGUUCGGCCACAUUUACAGCAAUUGUGAUAAUAAUUAGUAUGGUGAUCGCUUUUAACAGGCAAGACUUUAAUAUAUUCAAGCCAGAUUUUAUAUAUGGCUGGACCUGUAGAUGUUUUAUACUCACCUCAAUGGGUAUCACAGUUGGAACGUCACUGGGGAGUCCUUAUUUCGUUAUGGUUUUGUCACUGACAAUGUCCUUUUUUAUGUCAAUUUAUAUACUGAUAUGCGGAAAAGCUAUAAGCAGUGCGGAAUUCAUUUGGUUGGACAGACUUGGCCCUCGUAUGUAUGGCUCGUUGUUUUAUAUAAAUUACAUGACGCUUUACUCGGUGGUCGUGUUAUUCUUUGAGGCAUUUGAUGAUGCUAAGAAAUUAGAAUAAAGCAAUCGCCAGAAAAACAAAUUGUAUACUAAGUUCAGAGCUGCAUCUUUCAGUUAUCAAUUAUCCCUUCAUGUUGUCAUUGUUGUAGAAAAAUAUUAUGUUUAAAAUUGCACAAAGUUAAGCAAAAUCUAUUUUCUAAAUAUUUA